UGACCUGCAGCAGUGGCCUGUGGCCCCUCUCCCUCUGCCAAGGAUGCCCGCCUCCUCCCGCUCAGCUGCCAGUGUGCUGCGGUGAUGGCUUCCCACAGAACGGCUUGGAUCCUCCUCCUCCUGCUGCUCUGCGGCCUGAGCUGCCCGGUGGUCCUGUCUGUGCAUAUGGAGUCUGGGGGGUCUGGCCUGGAAGAGUCCGGGGAUGGUGGGCUGCUGGGCGGUGGGCGCGUGAAGCGCGGCUGGGUGUGGAACCAAUUCUUCGUGGUGGAGGAGUACACAGGCACGGAACCACUGUACGUGGGGAAGAUCCACUCGGACUCAGACGAAGGUGACGGGUCCAUCAAGUAUACGAUCUCCGGGGAAGGGGCCGGCACCAUCUUCCUGAUUGAUGAGUUGACGGGUGAUAUUCAUGCCACCGAGCGCCUGGAUCGUGAGCAGAAAACCUUCUACACGCUGCGGGCACAAGCACGGGACCGGCAAACUGGCCGCCUGCUGGAGCCCGAGUCUGAGUUCGUCAUCAAGGUGCAAGACAUCAACGACAGUGAGCCCCGCUUCCUGGGGGGGCCCUACAUUGGGAGCGUGGCUGAGCUGUCCCCCAUCGGGACGUCUGUGAUGCAGGUGAUGGCGUCUGAUGCUGACGACCCCACGUACGGAAGCAGCGCCAGGGUGGUCUACAGCGUUCUGGAGGGGGAGCAGCACUUCACAGUGGACAGCAAGACAGGGGUGAUACGGACGGCCGUGGCCAACCUGGACCGGGAGACUCAGGACCGGUACGAGGUGGUGGUCAGGGCCACAGAUAUGGCUGGGCAGCUGGGAGGCCUUUCGGGUUCCACCACCGUCACCAUCGUCAUCACAGACGUGAACGACAACCCUCCGCGUUUUCCCCAGAAGAUGUACCAGUUCAGCGUGGCAGAGUCGGCUCCUGUGGGCAUGCUGAUUGGGAAGGUGAAGGCUGAGGACUCCGACGUGGGCGAGAACACCGACAUGACCUACCAGGUCAAGGACGAAGAGGGUCUCGGAGCCUUCCGGGUGACCACUGACAGCAACACGCAGGAAGCACUGAUUUCUGUGCAAAAGCCUCUGAACUUUGAGGCCCAGAAUGUGCACACCCUGGUGGUCGAGGCCCUGAACAAGUUUGCUGACCCCCGCUUUGUGGACCUCGGUGCCUUCCGGGACCAGGCGAUUGUGCGGGUCUCUGUGCUGGAUGUGGAUGAGCCGCCCGAGUUCCAGCUCCCUGAUGGCCUGAUGGAAGUGCAGGAGGAUGCAGCUGUGGGCUCUGUGGUGGGCGUCGUCUCCGCCCUGGACCCCGAUGCAGCCAACAGACCUGUCCGGUACGCCAUUGACCACAGCGCUGACCUGGAGCAGAUCUUCAGCAUUGACCCCCAGACGGGUGCCGUCGUGACCACGCAGGUGCUGGAUCGGGAGACUGCUGGCUGGCACAACAUCACGGUCUUGGCCAUGGAGGCAGACAAUCACACUCAGGUGUCCCGGAAGCCCUUCAGAAUCCGCAUCCUGGACGUGAACGACAAUCCGCCGGAGCUUGCCACGCCUUACGAAGCAGCCGUCUGUGAGGAUGCCAAGCCAGGGCAGCUGAUCCAGACCAUCAGCGUUGUGGACCCGGAUGAGCCCCAAAGCGGGCACCGCUUCUAUUUCACGCUGGCCCCGGAGGGCUCCAGCAACCACCGCUUCUCUCUGCUGGAUGUCGAGGGAGCCAGAGCACCCUUGCAGGGGUGGCGCCAGAGCCGCCGCCUCCCGUUCUGGAGCGACGCCGUUUUGCCGCUCUUCUCAGUUGCUUCCUGGAGGCCUCUCUCUUCCUGGUACAACACUGCUGCCGUACACACGCAGCGCCUGGGCUUCAACCGGCAGGAGCAGGACAUCUUCCUGCUGCCCAUCCUGGUGGUGGACAGCGGGCCCCCCACCCUCAGCAGCACUGGGACCCUCACCAUCCGCAUCUGCGGCUGUGACAGUGCCGGGGCGAUCCAGUCCUGCAACACGACGGCCUACAUCGUGUCGGCGUCGCUGAGCCCCGGGGCACUCAUCGCCUUGCUGGUUUGCAUCCUUAUCCUCCUUGUGCUGGUUCUCCUGAUCCUGACGCUGAAGCGGCACCAGCAGGGCCAUUUGACUUCUGAGGAGGACGAGGACAUGCGUGACAACGUCAUCAAGUACAAUGACGAAGGGGGUGGCGAGCAGGACACGGAGGCCUACGACAUGUCUGCCUUGCGCAGCCUCUAUGACUUCAGUGAAACUAAGGCAGGAGGGGGUGGUGAGGUGGGCCCUCACCCACCUGCGCUGCCCUCGGAGCGCCACUCGCUGCCUCAGUGGUGCCAGGUGCCCGACCUGGACUUCUCCAUCUUCAGGGACUACAUCAGCCGGAAGGUGGGUCAGGCGGACGAGGACCCCUCCGUGCCCCCCUAUGACUCUUUCCAGACCUAUGCCUUUGAGGGGGGCGACUCUCCUCUGGCUUCUCUCAGCUCCAUCGCCUCUCGCUCCACGGGCUCCGAGCAGGACUUCUCCUAUCUCAGCAGCUGGGGCCCCCGCUUUCGACAGCUGGCGGUGCUGUAUGCCGGGCAUCGUGGGGAGGAGGGCAGCGAGGAGUCCUAGUCCCAAGGACUGCCACCAAGGACAGAGACAGCUGGAUCGGCAGAGACUUCUCUGGGGCCACCACACAGGCACGCUGAGGUGCAGCUGUACAGCCCAGCCCUCUUGCAGGGGCCAACUCCAGUGGCUUGGCCUGGAGGGGGAGGGCCGGGCCAGGCUCAGAGAAGGGAGCCACAGCAGCCCCCUCCCCCAUCUCCUCCAUUAAAACACUCCAUGUUCAUUUAAGAAA
Molecule: messenger RNA, 2827 nt
Organism: Rhineura floridana
Lineage: Eukaryota; Metazoa; Chordata; Lepidosauria; Squamata; Rhineuridae
Gene: CDH22
Product: cadherin 22
Exons: 12
Coding region: 85-2601 (838 amino acids)
Biological process (GO): cell morphogenesis; homophilic cell-cell adhesion; multicellular organism development
Cellular component (GO): adherens junction; plasma membrane; catenin complex
Molecular function (GO): cadherin binding; calcium ion binding
Source: RefSeq, a predicted model, not a curated record